Hemiscyllium ocellatum (epaulette shark) is the source of this 2988-nucleotide messenger RNA. RefSeq names its product netrin receptor UNC5C-like. The record is from RefSeq and is a predicted model, not a curated record. Lineage: Eukaryota; Metazoa; Chordata; Chondrichthyes; Orectolobiformes; Hemiscylliidae. The coding region runs from base 1 to 2793 and encodes 930 amino acids. Gene Ontology annotation, molecular function: netrin receptor activity; protein binding. Gene Ontology annotation, biological process: netrin-activated signaling pathway. Gene Ontology annotation, cellular component: membrane. The transcript has 17 exons.
AUGAAGAAAAGGUCCUGUGGGCCUCAGUCACCACCAUAUUCCAUCGAUAGAGGAGAAGAUGACAUCUUUGGGGAACUUCCUGAGUUCUUCCCAUCUGAUCCUCCAGAACCCCUGCCUCAUUUCCUGAUUGAGCCCAGGGACGCGUACAUUGUGAAGAAUAAACCAGUGAACCUUUACUGCAAGGCCACUCCUGCAACUCAAAUCUACUUCAAGUGCAACAGUGAGUGGGUUCAUCAGAAGGAGCAUGCCACUGGCGAGCGUGUGGAUGACACCUCUGGCCUCAUUGUCAGGGAGGUGAGCAUCGAGAUAUCCCGGCAACAGGUGGAAGAACUCUUUGGACCAGAGGACUACUGGUGCCAGUGUGUUGCCUGGAGUUCCGCAGGAACAACCAAGAGUCACAAAUCCUACGUCCGGAUUGCUUAUCUACGGAAGACCUUUGAACAGGAGCCACUGGGGAAAGAGGUAUCGAUCGAGCAGGAAGUUCUGCUUCAGUGUCGUCCCCCUGAAGGAAUCCCAUUGGCUGAGGUGGAAUGGCUGAAGAACGACGAGGUUAUCGAUCCAAUCCAGGACCGGAACUUUUACCUGACAAUCGACCAUAACCUCAUCAUCAAACAGGCUCGGCUGUCUGACACUGCAAACUACACCUGUGUUGCCAAAAACAUUGUGGCCAGACGGAGAAGCACCACAGCGACCGUGAUCGUCUACGUUAACGGCGGGUGGUCAGUGUGGACAGAGUGGUCUCUCUGCAACAGUCGCUGCGGAAGGGGUUACCAAAAACGCACACGGACCUGCACCAACCCUGCGCCACUCAACGGAGGAGCAUUCUGCGAGGGACAGAGCGUCCAGAAAAUUGCCUGCACCACGCUAUGCCCGGUUGAUGGUGGGUGGACGGCAUGGAGCAAAUGGUCACCCUGUGGGACGGAAUGCAUGCAUUGGCGGAGGAGGGAGUGCAUCGCCCCUGCCCCUAAAACCGGCGGCAAGGAUUGUCCGGGACCAGUGUUAGACUCCAAAAACUGCACCGAUGGUCUGUGCAUGCAAAGUUUGUUUUAUCAAAUUUCCACAGAACAGAAAGGUCGAACAGACUUUGGAUAUUCCUCCACUCCGGGAUCAGACGAUGUGGCUCUCUAUGUUGCCGUGGUGGUGGCGGUGAUCGUGUGCCUUGCCAUUCUGUUGGUCGUGGUGAUGCUUGUCUACCGGAAGAACCACCGGGACUUCAGCUCUGACAUCAGAGAUUCGGCAGCUCUGAAUGGUGGCUUCCAACCAGUGAGCAUCAAGACAUCCAGGCAAGAUAACUCCCACCUCCUUGCUGUGCAACCAGACCUCACAGCUGCUGCUGCCAUGUACAGAGGCCCUAUGUACGCCUUGCAUGAUAUCUCAGACAAGAUCCCGAUGACCAACUCGCCAUUGCUCGAUCCCCUUCCCAACCUGAAGAUUAAGGUGUACAAUAACCCGUGUGGGGUCCCACCUCAGGCUGAAGCGGGGGAGCUGGCUUCAAAGCUCUCCCCACAGCUCACAGAGUCUCUGCUCGACAACCAAGCCCAGAAUGCCGAGAACCAGAGCCCAGCUCCACAGAAGGAUCCAUCUUGCAGUGCUUUCGGGAGUUUCAACAUCCUGGGAGGACAUCUCAUUGUUCCUAACUCCGGAAUAAGUUUAUUGGUGCCAGCGGGAGCCAUUCCUCCAGGCCGCGCAUACGAAAUGUAUGUAACAGUCCAUCGGAAGGACAACAUGAGGCCGUCACUAGAGGGCAGUCAGACAUUGCUGAGCCCGGUGGUGAGCUGUGGCCCUCCUGGUGCUCUGUUGACCAGGCCAGUGGUCUUGUCAAUGCACCACUGUGCUGAGCCCAACACCGAGAACUGGCUCAUUCAGCUGAAGAGUCUGUCAAGCCAAGGAAACUGGGAGGAUGUGGUGGUUUUAGGAUCAGAGACGCUCACCACCCCAUGUUACAUCCAGCUGGACCCUCAGGCCUGCCACAUGGUGACUGAGCAGCUUGGCACUUACUGUCUGGUGGGACAGUCCAUCAACAAGUCAGCAACCAGGCGACUGAAACUGGCGAUAUUUGCCCCUGUGGUCUGCACUUCACUCGAAUACAGCAUUCGUGUCUACUGCUUGGAUGAUACGCAGGAUACUCUGAAGGAAGUUAUUCAGCUUGAGAGGCAGCUGGGAGGACAGCUAAUGGAUGAACCAAAGACCCUCCUGUUCAAGGACAGCACCCAUAACUUGCGUUUGUCCAUCCACGAUAUCCCUCACUCUCUCUGGAGAAGCAAACUCCUUACAAAGUACCAGGAAAUUCCUUUCUAUCACAUAUGGAGUGGCUGUCAGAGGAACCUUCACUGCACCUUUACCCUGGAGCGUUUCAGUCUUGUCACCACGGAGCUGGUUUGUAAACUGUGUGUGCGUCAGGUGGAAGGCGAAGGGCAAAUCUUCCAGAUACAGAGCAGCUUAUCUGAGGACGUGGAGCCAGUGAGCAGUGUGCUGGAUGAACCAGACACUGGUGUGAUCACCUUAGUAGGCCCCAGUGCGUUCAGAAUCCCCUUCUCCAUCAGGCAGAAGAUCUGCACCAGCCUGGACGCUCCAAACAACAGGGGGAAUGACUGGAGACUGCUGGCACACAAACUGAGCUUGGACAGUUACCUGAAUUACUUUGCGACAAAGUCCAGCCCGACCGGGGUCAUCCUCGACCUGUGGGAAGCCCAGAACUUUCCGGAUGGCAACCUGAGCUCGCUGGCGGCGGCACUGGAGGAGAUGGGAAGGCACGAGACGGUGGUCUCCCUGGCGUCAGAGAUCAAGCGCUGACCCCUGGGGGAGGUGGGCGACGUAUCAGAGGGAGGGUCUGUGCCAGCCAGCGGGGAGGCUGAGGGGGUGAGGGGGGGGGAAGGGGGAGAGGGAGAGGGAGGUCAAUCCCACCCGUUUGGAAAAUGCCUUUCCGACAUUGUGUACAUCAUCACAACUUGGGCUUCUGACUAACUCGGGCUAACCUUUAACCUGCUA